This is a messenger RNA of Zingiber officinale, 636 nucleotides long. RefSeq lists its product as uncharacterized. The record is from RefSeq and is a predicted model, not a curated record. The transcript is spliced from 3 exons. The coding region runs from base 1 to 549 and encodes 182 amino acids. Lineage: Eukaryota; Viridiplantae; Streptophyta; Magnoliopsida; Zingiberales; Zingiberaceae.
AUGUUUGAUAUCACAAUGAGGAAAUUACAGAUCAAUAUGGUAUGCAGCUCCCUACCGAGCACGAGGAUUCUGUCAGACUUGCGAAUUGGUUGGUCAUGCUCAGGAUUCAAAACACUACAUAGCACCAAAGUUAUCUGGGAAAGCCUCUUCUUGAACAGCGAAGGCCUCUCACCCCAUCAGACCAAAAGAAAACAAGGAAAGAACACGCACGUCGCCCGGGAUUUGCCGGUACUUCUCGAAUACAAUAGACUAUUAAAGAAAACAACCCAUGUCAUUGGACUUGGAGACGAGACGGUGGUCAACGGCGUGGAGCAGGAAGCGGCGACCUCAACGGGCGCGCCUCGGUCGGCCCGACAAGCUUUCUUGAACUGCAAUGCCCCUCGCAAAUUCUGUCUAGCUUUCUUGGUGUUGCGCAUGUUUGCAAAUGGCAGUUCAAUAAAGCUGUGGGAAAUCACAGAGAAUGGUGGCCAAAGAUUGAGCCUUAAUAUAUCUAUUUCCAUUUUUCAGGUAAGUAUAAGAGCAACGUUAGUUGUGUGGCUUAAAACUUAAUGAAUGGGCUAAUUAGGUUAAUUAUUUCAUCACCUGCCUGGAAGAUGUGCUAAAGAUAGCCAAAAGGAUUUAUUUAAUUAAUGUGAU